CGGCAAUCAGCUGAUUAACUUUCUGAAUGCGGACAACUUGUCUGUAUGUUUAUAAAUAUUAUGCCGAUCAAUGGAAAAAGCAAUAGUUAUACUUGAUAAAUUGGCCCGCAACGCUUUGCGGUCGCAGAGAAAACCGCACUUCUGCCUUCCAUUGGCUAGGGAGAAUCACUUCAAACGCUUUUGCAGUACAUCUAAGUCAGAUUCCAAGGAAAUCCGGAAAAUGCUUAGCGAACUACCUCUCUUCGCUGGUGGCGAAAUCGUCCGUGGAUUUGGCCGUGGCUCCAAAGAGCUUGGCAUCCCAACAGCUAACUUUCCACUGGAGGUGGUGAAAUCUCUGCCGGAGUCAUUGCCUACAGGCGCUUACUACGGCUGGGCAAACGUGGACAAUGGACCCGUGUACAAAAUGGUCCUCAGCGUUGGCUGGAACCCUUUCUAUAACAACAAGGAGAAGAGCGUCGAGACGCACAUGCUGCACGAUUUUAACUGUGACCUGUAUGGCCAGCUACUUAAGAUAUGCAUUGUGGGGUACCUGCGACCCGAGCGGAGUUUUGACUCCCUGGAGUCACUAAUAGCCGCAAUCCGGAAGGACAUUGAGCAGGCUAAAGGAUUUCUGGACGAGGCGGACAAGGCUAAAUUGAAGGACGCUCCGUUCUUUACCGAGAAGCUUUGUUCCUCAAAAUAAAUAUUCCACUAGGUAUCCUGGAGGAGGCGAAAAAAGCAAAACUAAUGGAGGCUUCAUUCACCACCGAAAAGCUCUGUAACUGAAAAUAGUUAUUCCACAAGCUAUCUUAUCACUUAAUUUGCACUAUGUACAAAGCGGAUUUCGAAUAUCGAUUCAAGUACUUAAGUUGGCUGUUUUCAUUAAAUUCCGACUCCCUCAUCAUGACACCAAAAAUCAAAUCAAUCGCAUUUAACUUUGAUACUUGACAUAUUUAUAAACAAAACCUUUUUUAUAAAUGCUCGUGGGGCGCAUUUUUUCUAAUUGGGGGUGUGACUCUUUAUUUUGAAAUGUCAGUUGUUGCUAGAUGGGUUAUUUGGUAACAAUAAAAAACCUGCUGAUAGCUAAAUUUUUUAUUUAAAUUGUCUACAACUAUAUAUGUAUACACAUAUAUUUAUUUUUUAAAAGUGCCAUAACCCUUCGAAGUACUAUACAAAUCGUAUUGGAAUAACCUAUUCCUAAUUGGAUUUUUAAUUUCAAAUUGAUAUGUUAAAAUGUAGCUAAUUACAUAAUAAAAGUAAAUUAUUUUCAACGUUUUA
Drosophila ficusphila is the source of this 1257-nucleotide messenger RNA. RefSeq names its product putative riboflavin kinase (gene Rfk). The coding region runs from base 71 to 682 and encodes 203 amino acids. NCBI's taxonomy places the organism in Eukaryota, Metazoa, Arthropoda, Insecta, Diptera, Drosophilidae. The record is from RefSeq and is a predicted model, not a curated record. Gene Ontology annotation, biological process: riboflavin biosynthetic process; FMN biosynthetic process. Gene Ontology annotation, molecular function: riboflavin kinase activity. Gene Ontology annotation, cellular component: mitochondrion. The transcript has 3 exons.